Messenger RNA from Aquila chrysaetos chrysaetos, 1497 nucleotides. Its product is annotated as vegetative cell wall protein gp1-like. Bases 298 to 1377 code for a protein of 359 amino acids. The transcript has 4 exons. The record is from RefSeq and is a predicted model, not a curated record. Lineage: Eukaryota; Metazoa; Chordata; Aves; Accipitriformes; Accipitridae.
UACUGGGAUCCCCCCCCCCCCCCCCCCCCAGUUGGAGUCCUGGGUCCCUCCGGGUGCGGGGGGGGAGACACACACACUGGGAUUUCCCUUCCAACCCCCCCCUUCCACCUCCGCCCUUCCCCGACAAAGGGAGCGCUCCCGGCCGAAUAGCUGGGUCCCCCGGUCACCCCCCGCCCUGGGGUCGGGUGGGGGGGGUCCCAGAUACCGGGGUCCCCCCCUUCAAGCCCCCCCCCCCAAGUAUGGGCCCCCCCCCCCCCCCCGGACGCCUGGGUUUCCCCCCCCCCCCCCGCCUCGGCCAUGUGCGGGGCUGUCAGGGGCCGGAAGCGUGACGGGGGUGACGACGUCCGUCCCGAUGUCCCCAAGUGUCCCCUCUCUGUCCCACCAGCAUCCACCAGUGUGUCCCCAUCUCUGGUGGCUUUGUCAGCCCCGUCCCGGUGGGUCCUGUCGCCAUUCCUGGUGGUCCCCAUCUCUGGUGGCCUCGGAGGCUCCCGUCCCAGUGGCUCCAACAUCCCUGUCCCCAUCCCUGGUGGCCCUGAUGCCUCCCAUCCUUGGUGGCCUUGUGUCCCCCACCCCAGUGGCUCCACCAUCCCUGUCCCCAUCCCUGAUGGCUCUAGCAUUCCCAUAACACCAUCCUCAUCCCCAUUCUCAGUGGCUCCAGUGUCCCUAUCCUUGGUGGUUCCCUCAUCCCUGAUGGCUCUGGUGUCCCUUGUCCCCCGUGGCUCCACCAUCCCAGUCCCCAUCCCUGGUUCUUCCACCAUCCCCAUCCCUGGUGGCCUCACCAUCCCAGUCCCCAUCCCUGGUGGCUCCAGCAUCCCCCUAACACCAUCCUUGUCCCGAUACCUGGUGGCUCCACCACCCAGUCCCCAUCCCUGGUUCCUCCACCAGCCCCAUCCUUGGGCUUCCACCAUCCCAGUCCCCAUCCCUGGUGGCUCCAGUGUCUCCCUAACACCAUCCCAGUCCCCAUCCCUGGUGGCUCCACCAGCCCCAACUCCAUCCCUGGUGCCUCCACCAGCUCCAUCCCUGGUGCCUUCCCCAACCCCAUCCUUGGUUCCUCAAGCCCCAUCCUUGGUUCCUCCCCUACCCCCCGUAACUCCACCGUGCCCCCCCCCCCCGAUCCCCUCCCGUUCCCCCACCCCGAUCCCCGCAUCGCCCCAUCCCGCCGCAGGCGAUGGCCGUGCCGGGUUGGAAACUGCAGCUGCUGGAACGGCGCCGGCGGGAGGAGGAGGCGGCUCGACGGCGGGAGCGGGAGCAGCGGGACCGGGCGGCUCAGUUGCCCCCUUGGAAGCGGGAGCUGCUGGAACGGCGUCGAGCCAAAGCAGGAGCCGCCGGGGGGGGGGGUCCCUGAUGGGGGGUCCUUGGCGUUGGCGCCGGGCCUGAGCCGGAGCGCCGAGGGGCUGGAACGCUGCGGGGAGAGCGAACCCACCCGGGGUCGGGUCAGCCGCCUGCUCAGUCGUUUUGCCCCGCGGCCCCCUGCCCGCUCGCUCAGCACCGAGGGUC